CAUUAAGUAAUCGAUAAAAGUUAUAAUUAAGGAAUGCAUUAAGAAUUCUUGACUUCUCUGUUAUAAUUAUCAAAUUUUCAAGACUAUUAACUUCUGUCGAUUACUUAAUGAUAAACAUGGUUUGUUAGCGUUACUCUAAAUUAGAAUCUAAUCCUAAAUUUUUGUUAUUGUAUGAAGUUUCUAAAACUAACUAUUUAGGUUUUUGUUAUUUAUAUAGUAACUGAUUACGAAGAUAAACAACUUCGUUUUUUUCUGGUUUAAUGAAUAUUGAAAUCCCAAAAUAGUCACGGAACUCUUGUUUUUCUAGGCUUACAAAAAGACGAAGAAAAAAGAGUUUAGAAGAGAGAGAUCUAAGAAGCUCCAAACAACAAUAAAAAGAAGAAGAAUGUCGUUUUCUGGUUAUAGCUUCGUCGUACUAACAUUAUUCUCCAUUAUCUUAACUCAAAUAUAUGGUUUGGGAAAAGUUGACCCAAUGUAUGAUCUCAAACCGGAAGAAACGCUAGCGAUUCACAACCAGAUUCGAGUCGAUGUCGGGGUGGCUCCGUUGGUAUGGGACGAUAAACUAGCUGCCUACGCACAGAACUACGCUAACGUACGAUCCAAAGACUGCGCCAUGAAGCAUUCAACUGACGGAAUGUACGGCGAGAAUUUAGCCGCAGGGUGGGUCCAACCUUUGGACACAAUGAGCGGUCCGAUUGCGACUAAGUUUUGGUUGACGGAGAAGCCUAAUUACAAUUAUGACACCAACAGAUGUAGUGGUGUGUGUGGGCAUUACACCCAGAUUGUGGCUAAUCAAUCGCAAAGACUUGGUUGUGGUACGGUCAGGUGUCAUAACAAUGAGUAUGUUUGGGUCGUAUGUAACUAUGCUCCUAGGCCAAUGGGUGAUGCGAACACACGUCCGUAUUAAUUAAAUUGUGUGUUUUCUUUUAACGAUGACUAAACAGUAUGGUAAUAUGUGAUUCAGAUAUUGGAGAGUGCGUAUUCGACUUGUUACAAAAAUCAUCUUCAACAUAUAUAUAUUACACUUGCAUAAUAAAUCACCAUGUUCAUUUUCUUGUGCUAAUAUUAUAUAUAUAACUAAUUCAAAUCUAAUACAUAUAUUGAAUUGUAAUUUGCCUUUUCCUUUCAACAAUAUGUGAUUUUGAAACCGAAGAUGAUACAUAAAGGAUACUAGCAGGAACGAUAAAGUAUGAAUCACAUCAAUAUCACCCAAAAAAAAGUUUUUGUCACAAAAUAUUACACAAAAAAAGAAUUUUCAAAACAUUCCUAAAUCCUUUUUUUAUUAUUUGAGGA
This is a messenger RNA of Brassica napus (rape), 1293 nucleotides long. RefSeq names its product pathogenesis-related protein 1-like. The record is from RefSeq and is a predicted model, not a curated record. The transcript has a single exon. Bases 386 to 907 code for a protein of 173 amino acids. NCBI's taxonomy places the organism in Eukaryota, Viridiplantae, Streptophyta, Magnoliopsida, Brassicales, Brassicaceae.